CUUUGUGAAUGAUUUGCGUCGUGCGCGCAAGGCAAAACACAGACUCGAUGUUCUUGUCUUGUUGGGCUCCGAUUGGGUGAGUGGUGGAAAUGUGUCAGGCAUAUGCUCGCCAUGGGCGGGAGUAGACGUGUUUAUAAAGCUCCGUGGGGCGGCGACGGUGUGUUAAAAAGCGAACGAGAGCGCACGUCAGAGAAAGCCUCGGUACACCCGAUGUUAGGUAGGGGAGGCGGGUCGCCCUCUGCCGCUCCGUCUCCUCACCUGUAUGGAUGACCACUACAACCUCAUCGACUCGCCUUCAGCCAGCCACAGAGGGACAAACGCCGACAACCACGGCUACGCGGAGACGGAGAAGGACAUCAUGACAGUUGUGGCGUGCGAUAACAUGCUGGAGGAAACCGUGGCGCUGCCCAGUCACCUGUCGGUGGAUCGAUACGAGCCGGACCACGAGUGCUGCGAACGAGUGGUCAUCAACAUCUCGGGACUGCGCUUCGAGACCCAGCUGAAAACUUUCAAUCAGUUCCCGGACACGCUGCUCGGAGACCCGAAAAAAAGGAUGCGCUACUUUGACCCGCUCAGAAACGAGUAUUUUUUUGACAGAAACCGACCCAGCUUCGAUGCCAUCCUCUACUACUAUCAAUCCGGGGGACGCAUUCGGAGACCCGUCAACGUUCCCAUUGACAUCUUCUCGGAGGAAAUUCGCUUUUAUCAACUUGGCGAGGAAGCCAUGGAGAAAUUCCGGGAGGAUGAGGGCUUUAUCAAAGAAGAGGAGCGACCACUGCCAAACCAUGAGUUUCAAAGACAGGUUUGGCUUUUGUUUGAGUACCCAGAGAGCUCUGGUCCUGCCAGAGGCAUUGCUAUUGUGUCUGUUUUGGUCAUUUUGAUUUCCAUUGUUAUUUUCUGCUUGGAGACCCUGCCUGAGUUUAGGGACGACAAGGACCCGACCACUGUCUCGCCUAUUGCGAAUGCCACUGGCCCUUUCGUGUCCAGCACUUUCACAGACCCUUUCUUUGUUAUCGAGACCCUUUGCAUCAUCUGGUUCUCUUUCGAACUGCUCGUGCGAUUCUUCGCGUGCCCCAGCAAGGCUACUUUUUCCAAAAACAUUAUGAAUAUCAUUGAUAUCGUGGCUAUCAUUCCUUACUUCAUCACUCUGGGGACGGAGCUGGCCGAGAGGCAGGGCAACGGCCAGCAAGCUAUGUCUCUGGCCAUUCUCCGCGUGAUCCGUUUGGUGAGGGUCUUUCGGAUCUUCAAGCUCUCGCGCCACUCCAAAGGUCUCCAGAUUCUCGGCCAGACCCUCAAAGCCAGCAUGCGGGAGCUGGGACUCCUCAUCUUCUUUCUCUUUAUCGGGGUCAUCUUGUUUUCCAGCGCAGUCUACUUCGCCGAGGCCGACGACCCUACCUCCAGUUUCAGCAGCAUCCCUGAUGCUUUCUGGUGGGCUGUGGUUACCAUGACUACAGUCGGCUACGGAGACAUGCAUCCAGUAACCAUCGGAGGCAAAAUCGUGGGAUCUCUGUGCGCCAUCGCUGGCGUGUUGACCAUUGCGUUGCCCGUACCUGUCAUCGUGUCCAAUUUCAAUUACUUUUAUCACCGGGAGACUGAUGGGGAGGAGCACGCGCAAUACCUCCACGUUAGCAGCUGUCAGCAUCUCAAUUCCACAGAAGAUCUGAAACGGACUCAGAGCACGUCCUCCCUCAGUAAAUCGGAAUAUAUGGUCAUAGAGGAAGGCAUAAAUAGCGCUUUCAAACAGCCAAACUACUCCAACCAGAACAAUCAAAACUGCGUGAAUAUUAAAAAGAUUUUCACAGACGUCUAAAUCAUUUUUAGUGCCAGACAGUCUUACAGUAAUCACAAUGAUAUCACCAAUGUGAAUGCGAGGUGCUGCGUUAUUAGGGUACAACGGGGCUAAAAAAAAACUGUUUUUUUCAGUCGGGUUGCAAAGUAUAUGGCAGUAGAAAAAUAUUUUUUUUUUACUGAAUAUAGAUGGGGAUAUAUAAUUUGUAUAAAGUAAAUGCU
Carassius carassius (crucian carp) is the source of this 2010-nucleotide messenger RNA. RefSeq names its product potassium voltage-gated channel subfamily A member 3-like. Gene Ontology annotation, molecular function: protein binding; delayed rectifier potassium channel activity. The coding region runs from base 263 to 1810 and encodes 515 amino acids. Gene Ontology annotation, biological process: potassium ion transmembrane transport; protein homooligomerization. The transcript has a single exon. Gene Ontology annotation, cellular component: membrane; voltage-gated potassium channel complex. Lineage: Eukaryota; Metazoa; Chordata; Actinopteri; Cypriniformes; Cyprinidae. The record is from RefSeq and is a predicted model, not a curated record.